This is a messenger RNA of Rhinopithecus roxellana (golden snub-nosed monkey), 1259 nucleotides long. RefSeq names its product T cell leukemia/lymphoma 1A (gene TCL1A). The record is from RefSeq and is a predicted model, not a curated record. The coding region runs from base 84 to 494 and encodes 136 amino acids. Gene Ontology annotation, molecular function: protein serine/threonine kinase activator activity. Gene Ontology annotation, biological process: positive regulation of peptidyl-serine phosphorylation. NCBI's taxonomy places the organism in Eukaryota, Metazoa, Chordata, Mammalia, Primates, Cercopithecidae. The transcript is spliced from 4 exons.
AAAGCGUCGGCCCCACAUCCCAGGGACCAGCGAGCAGCCUCGAGAGGCUCUGGCUCUUGCUUCUUAGGCGACCCUAGGGCGCCAUGGCCGAGUGCCCGUUACGUGGGGAGGAAGUCACCGACCACCCGGACCGCCUGUGGGCCUGGGACAAGUUCGUGUAUUUGGACGAGAAGCAGCGCGCCUGGCUGCCCUUAACCAUUGAGGUACAGCCAGCUCUGGAGCGGAUGGCGAGGCAGCAGGGGCAGCCCCCGGGAGUUUGGGAUGCCCUAGGAAGGAUAGAGGAUAGGUUACGGGUGCUCUUGCGUCAGGAAGACAUCCUCCUGGGGAAUCCUAUGACCCCCAGCCAGAUAGGCCCAAGCUUGCUGCCUAUCUUGUGGCAGCUCUACCCUGAUGGACGAUACCGAUCCUCAGACUCCAGUUUCUGGCGCUUAGUGUACCACAUCAAGAUUGACGGCGUGGAGGACAUGCUUCUCGAGCUGCUGCCAGAUGACUGACUGUGGCACGGUCUCGCAGCACCUGUCUCCUUUCGCCCCAGGGCCUGAGCCUGGCCAGCCUACAAUGGGGGCGUUGUGUUUCUGUUCACCUUCCUUUACGAUGCCUGUGUCUUCUCCUCCACCACGCUGGGGUCUGGGAGGGAACGGACAGACAGAGGAUGAGCUCUCCCCAGGGCCUGCUGGACCUGCCCGUAGCCCACUCUGCUCCCCUCAGCACUACCACUCCUGCCAGGGAGGACUCCAUUUGGCAGAGCUUCUUCCAGGUGCCCACCUUUACCUGUGCCUCAGCUUUUCUCAGCUGGCUGAUGGUUUUCAGCCUCUUUCCGCCCCUGCUGUCCCUCACAGCACUACUGUUUCAUGUUGCACAGUCACUCAGCUCCGUGAACUUGUGAGAACCCAGCCGAUUCACCUGAGCAGGGCCUCUGAGACCCUGGACUAGUGGUCUCACAUGGUGCUUUGCCUGCAAACCCUGCCUGAACACAGGUUCAGGUGCAGCUCAAGAAAAGGCCUGAAAGGAGCCCUUGUCUGUGCUCAGGACUCAGAAGCCUUUGCGUCAGUGGUCCACAGCCCAGGACGCAGCAGGAGGCCAGGCCGGCGAGCCCUGUGGACGAACCCUCAGAACCCUUGGCUUGCCCACGUGGAAAAGGGAUAGAGGUUGGGUUUCCCCCCUUUUAUAGAUGGUCACACACCUGGGUGUUAUAUGAGGUUGUAUGUGUCAAGAAUACUUUUUGUAAUGAUUGAUUAAAUGCAAGAUAGUUUAUCUAA